AUGAAGCGCCACCCGAAGAGCCGGGAGCUCCGUAUAGCUCCAUUUGCUUCGAGAGAUGGCCUCUCUUCUAUGUUUUCUCGGGUCCCGCUCCUGCAUGGCGUUUCUUCGGUCGAAGAGUCUCUGCAGAACUUAACAAUGGGUGAUCAUAUCCCAGGCCUCCUUAUUCCAAUUGCUUUCCUUUCCUCCCUAAGGACUAAUUUACAAAUAUCAACUUUCCCAGAAGAUGCCAUCUAUAACCCCUACUCUCCAUAUGGUAUUUCCAUAGAGAACGGCCCUGAUGUUCCAUGCACCCCCCUUUACGGCUCGUCCGGAAGCCAGGAAAGCUUGCCUCUACCAUCUCCGGUCAUCCGGAGACCGACACGAAGAAACUCCAGGACCACGACAGCACUGCACAUUGAUUCAGAUACCCUACAUACCAGCUCUCGCCUCACCGUAUAUCCUACACAGUCUGAGAAAGAAAUCACAUCUGCUCUUGGGCUAAUCUCGGAGAGCGUUUCUCAACAACGAAUACUGGCCGUCAGAGCCAUCAUUUCACACCCCGCAGUGCUUGCGGCUGGAUUACUAUUUUUGUUAUCGAGUUCUAAACUCAUCUACUCGGGCUCACCCGCCGACCUUAUUCUAAUUCUCAGCGUCUGGACGUUGAGUUUCCUUAUUCUGAUCCUGGUGAUCCGCUUUAUGGUCAAGGGGUAUUUGGUCCAGAUUCAGCAGACUCAAGAUAUCAAGUGGCUUUCUCAAGACUCUGUCCAUGGCCUAUCACAUAGACGUGAUGAAGUGUUCAUUGCUCGGGACACUGGUACUGGCGACGAUGAGCACAGUGGAGAUAUCGUUGGCGUGCUUGUCAUGAGGAUUUGCAAGACUGUUACCGAUGCUAACACACCGGGUGUACGACCGCGAUCAGCCAGACGGAAGAGCUCUGCCAGGUGGACGGGCAUUAUCCGUGCAUGGACAGUUAGACAGUCCGCUAGAUCAAAUGGGGUGGGCAAAAGGCUACUUGAAGGAGCUAUUGCUAAUUGUCGACUUCGGACCCUGGAUGGUCCCAUGUUUGCUGACGAUCAUGCCCAUUCGAAGCGGUUUCUGCCUGGGAUAUUUAAUAUUGGCUUUUACAAGCAAGAUGCAUGGGCACGGAGCUUUUUAGAGCAUAUUGUUAUAAAGGAAAGGAGCAAGUAA
Molecule: messenger RNA, 1167 nt
Organism: Nannizzia gypsea CBS 118893
Lineage: Eukaryota; Fungi; Ascomycota; Eurotiomycetes; Onygenales; Arthrodermataceae
Product: acetyltransferase
Exons: 2
Coding region: 1-1167 (388 amino acids)
Source: RefSeq, a predicted model, not a curated record